UCAGUGGAGCGACCUCACCAAGACGCAAAGGCAUCCGGUGCCGCUUCACCUGUGUCCUGACUUAACCGUGUGAAGUCAGACUUGGAAAGCAGAUUGGAUGCUCCGUGCGCUGUGCUCUCUUGUCAAGCCUCCAGACAGAAAAGCUGAAACUGCAGUUUAAAAAAAAAAAUUCAGGGUUCCCUGUUGGUCUCCGGCGCGCCCCGCUUCUUUACGCACAGGGUUGGAUCCGCCACACUGACUUGUUGCUCCAGCUGAGCUCUGACAGGCCCUCGGCGUGUUCGUCCUACAAGUCAGCCACGGGAAUUAAAAGCCUGCUGUAAGGAUGAUGUCCUACAUAAAGCAACCCCAUUACACUAUGAACGGGUUAAAUCUGCCCGGUCCCGGAAUGGAUGUGCUUCACACAACCGUCGCUUAUCCAUCCACACCACGGAAGCAGCGCAGAGAGCGCACCACCUUCACCCGGACACAGCUGGACAUCUUGGAGGCGCUGUUCUCCAAGACCCGCUACCCAGACAUCUUCAUGAGGGAGGAGGUGGCCCUCAAGAUCAACCUGCCUGAGUCACGUGUGCAGGUUUGGUUUAAAAACCGCCGUGCCAAGUGCCGCCAGCAGCAGCAGCAGAGUACUGGCCAAUCCAAGCCCCGCCCUCCCAAAAAGAAGGCCUCUCCAGUGCAGGAACCCAGUGCUCCUGAUCCUGCUCCUAACCCAUCGAGCUCCUACAGCCCCUCGUCUGCCCAGUCAGGCCCGAGCCUGGCUCAAAGCUCCAGCACCGGAAACACUACUGUGUCGAUCUGGAGCCCGGCCAUCUCACCCCUGCCGGACCCACUGGCCUCCUCCUCAGCCCCCUGCAUGCAGCGGCCCUCACCUUACCCUAUGAGCUAUGGUCAGCCAUCGACUUACACCCAGGGCUAUCCCAGCACCACUUCCUACUUCACGGGCCUGGACUGCAGCGCUUACCUGUCCCCCAUGCACUCGCAGCUUUCGGGCACCGGGGGCGCUCUCAGCCCCAUCACUGUCCCCUCGAUGGGGGGCUCCCUAAGCCAGUCCCCAGCUUCACUGUCCUCACAAGGCUACAGCACUGCCUCAUCCCUGGGCUUCACCUCUGUUGACUGCCUGGACUACAAGGACCAGCAGGCCUGGAAACUGGGCUUCACUACAAUGGACUGCCUGGACCACAAAGACCAAAACUCUUGGAAGUUCCAGGUCCUCUAGGAGGUGGGAGAGGGUGGUGUUUAUGUGUGUCAACCUGUUGUGUGUCAGUGAGUCCCAUAUGAGUUAGUGUGAGGCAGUUCUGCCAGAGGACUAUUUUCUUUGAUUAUCAACUGUUUGUAAGAUUUUGUAAAGAAUUACAGUUUAUUUGAAAAAUGUCAGAGGUGAGAGUGACUGUCAGUGCUGCAGGACAACAAAUCAAGUCUGUCAUCUCCUUCCUGUUACAUUAAAUAAGAGCCUUUAAAGAGUUUGUAGGAACACCCUGGAGUCUGUGUGGAAAAGCACUAAGCACUCCUGUGACACACUACACCUGUUCAUUGUGUUUUAAACCUGCAUUAGCAUUUAGUGAAAAGAGAACUGAUUUACCAUGAAGAGGCUCUGAAGCCCUACAGGUCAUUUCCUCUUUCAGGGUUGAACUAUUUUAAACAGGUUAUUAUUAUUUAUGCUACACUUAGUGUAAUUUGGUUUGUUUCAAUAUUUUUGAGCAUUUGUGUUGCAUAUUACAGUGUUAGCCUUUAGUGUUAUUAUCCUGAUCUGUAGAUGGAAAAAUGAGAUCUUUAGUUUUAGUUGUGUGACACAUUAAAGUUGUGUAUCCUUUAUACCUUUGUGUAGUGAAAUUGCUGAAAUUCUGUGCUCUGAACUGUGCUUGUAGGUUCGUAGCUUGUUGGGGAUUGGGCUGAUACUGCUGCAGUUACAGGUCACUCCGACGACUCGACCCAGUGUGUUUGUGAGGAGGCCACGGUGUGGUCGGGUUUGGACCCACAUGGCCCUCACCGCCCCAUCUUGGUUAUUUUAGUUGAUCUGUUUCUGGGAGCAUCCCAAUCCUCUUAGCCUCCCUUCAGCAAUGUCCUAAGUGAAUUAGUUCAGAUUAUUGCCCUAUCCCUCUCUGCCUCACCCAUUUCACCCACCUUGGCCUCUUCCCACCACCUUCCCCGGCUGUCUUGUUGCUUUCUUUCUACCGGCGUCCAUCUGUCCUUUUGGUCUCUCAUCUAUCUCUGCAGCAUCUCUUUCCUCUGCCUCUCCUCAGGUUGUCUCCCCCUUGUAUUCCACUUGUCCAAUACACCCCCAAAAUAACAAGUCCAGAACAUCUGCAUCAUUCACAAUAAUGCAGUUUAUUUCUAGCUUUUGUUAAGUUGUUAUCAUGAAUUGUUCCAUCUCUCAGAUAUCUUUUGAACAGCUGGUGGUUCCCCUUCCUUCAACCCCUUCCAGACCCCACCCCCGCCACUCCCCAAUGACUCUGACAAUUUGCUAAUCCUCCCAUGCCCUGAAUACUGCCACACAAAUGUAAUUAUGGCAUCAUAUGUGAAAAUAUUUUAUUGAAAUGUGUGUAUUUGGUGUGCUCUGGGAGAGGAAAAGGAAAGAGGUCAGCAAGAGAGGACUGAUCCUCAGUUGUACACUUACUCGCUUUCCAACACAACAGACAGAUGUGACCACUAUCUCAUUGAUUUCCAUGGCAUCUUUUACCAUGUUUUUAAACCGACACUGAAUUGUAAACUUGUCUUUUUAGCUCAGAUAUCAUAGGAUUAGCAAUAAACAGAACCCAAGGUCAGUUUAGCAUUAGAUUAAAUUUCCAUGUGACAUGUUUUUAACAGCUAAACUGGUCUAAGAUGUAAUAAAGUAUCACUCCUGAGAUAUUUCUGAUGAGUUAUGAUAUAAAAAUGAAA
This is a messenger RNA of Monopterus albus (swamp eel), 2871 nucleotides long. RefSeq names its product cone-rod homeobox (gene crx). The record is from RefSeq and is a predicted model, not a curated record. The transcript is spliced from 3 exons. Bases 323 to 1210 code for a protein of 295 amino acids. Gene Ontology annotation, biological process: regulation of transcription by RNA polymerase II; multicellular organism development. Gene Ontology annotation, cellular component: nucleus. Gene Ontology annotation, molecular function: RNA polymerase II cis-regulatory region sequence-specific DNA binding; DNA-binding transcription factor activity, RNA polymerase II-specific. Lineage: Eukaryota; Metazoa; Chordata; Actinopteri; Synbranchiformes; Synbranchidae.